AUGGCUAGGGCGCUGGAGUCCACUCUCAAAUACUGGCUAAAAUCUUUCUCCAGAGAUCAGUUCAAGUUACAAGGACGCACAGUGCAGCUCUCUAAUAUAGAUAUAAGUGGUGAUGCUUUGCACGCAAGUCUUGGAUUGCCGCCUGCAAUAACCGUAAGCAUGGCGAAAUCAGGGAAGUUGGAGAUUGUGCUUCCGUAUUUGAGUAAUGUGCAACUGGAGCCCAUUGUUGUAAUGAUUGAUAAGCUUGAUGCUGUGUUGGAGGAAAAUGAUGAUUUGGAUGCACGUAGGAGCACAAGCAGUGCACAGGCGUCUUCUAGUUCAUCAAAAGGUGGUAGCUAUGGAUUUGCUGAGAAGAUCGCUGAUGGAAUGACAUUACAAAUACGAACCAUCAAUCUAUUACUUGAUACUCAUGGUAGUGGUGGUGGAGAGGCAAGUUGGGUACCACCAAUGGCAUCUAUUACAAUCCGCAAUCUUGUGUUGUACACCACUAACGAGAACUGGCAGGUUGUGAACCUUAAGGCAGCAAGGGACUUCUCAAAUGACAAGAGCUUCAUCUAUGUGUUCAAAAAGCUUGAAUGGGAGUAUCUAUGUAUGGAUCUGCUGCCUCAUCCUGAUAUGUUUGCAGAUCCUUCUCAAAACAAGAAACAUGAUAAGGGUGGUGCAAAGCGGGUGUUCUUUGGUGGUGAGCGGUUUAUCGAUGGAAUAUCUGGAGAGGCUUAUAUUACAAUACAAAGAACGGAGCAUAAUCGUCCAUUAGGUAUGGAACUUCAGGUGCAUAUUACAGAAGCCGUCUGCCCAGUGUUAAGUGAGCCAGGACUUCGAGCUGUUCUUCGUUUCUUCGCGGGAGUAUAUGUUUGUCUUAACAGAGGAGAUGUGACUCCAAAUGCUCAAAAGCAAUCGAUAGAAGCUGCUGGGCGUAUAAUAGUCUCCUUUAUGGUGGAUCAUAUAUUUCUUGGCAUCAAAGAUGCUGGGUUCCAGCUAGAACUUCUGAUGCAGUCACUUCACUUUUCUCGGGCAACUGUAUCUGAUGGAGCAAUUGCCAAAUGCUUAACUCGGCUCACGCUUGGUGGACUAAUUUUAAGGGAUACGUUCUCUCGUCCACCAUGCCCACUAGUGCAACCAUCCAUGCAAGAUGCUGCAGAUGAACCUCUACACAUUCCAGAUUUUGGAAAAAAUUUCUGUCCUCCAAUAUAUCCGCUAGGCGAUCAGCAACCACCAACGCAGGAUGACCGUGUCCCACUCAUGUCCCUCCAUUGUCUUAAAUUCAUGCCCUUCCUUCCCCCACCAGAGAUUUCUUCACACACUGUAAUCGAAUGCAAGCCUCUUACGAUUCAUCUUCAAGAAGAGUCGUGUGUAAGAAUAUCAUCUUUCCUAGCUGAUGGAGGUGUGGUUAACCCCGGUGAUAUAUCUCCAGAUAUCUCCAUCAACUCCAUUCAAUUCAAUAUCAAAAAAUUAGAAAUCACUGUUCCACUGGAGCCCAGGAAACCAGACCAUCCCACAUAUUUCCAUCACCAUUCGAGCUCCUUCAAUGGAGCAAGGCUUCAAAUCCACAACUUACAUUUCUCUGAAACACCUUUUCUAAAACUUGGCCUGCUCAAUCUUGACAUGGAUGCUGCAUGCUUCUGUUUGUGGGAAGGCCAACCGAUUGAUGCCAGCCAGAAAAAAUGGUCAAUCGGAGCUUCUCUGAUUUGCCUCUCUCUAGAAACAUGUAGCAAUCCCUUUGGACCUAAUCCUUCUAGGAUACGCUCUUCAGAGUUAGAGUUAUGGAGGUGUAUAGAGAUGAGAAGUGUUUGCAUUCAGGUGGCUAUGGUAACAGCAGAUGGAACUCCGUUAACACACGUUCCUCCACGUGGAGGUGUUGUCAGAGUAGGAAUCGCCUGCGAACAAUAUCUAUCCAACACCUCCAUCGAGCAACUGUUUUUUGUUUUGGAUCUGUACGACUAUAUCGAUGACGUCAGCGUUAGGAUGGCAAUGGCGGGAAUAAGUAAACCAACGAAGAUUGUUAGAUCCGAAAGUUUGGAUCAUGAAAGUUUAAGCGAAAAGGUCCCUGCUGAUACUUCAAUCAGUGUAUCGGUUAAGAAUCUGAAACUGACGUUUCUAGAAUCUUCCUCCGUAGACAUUCAGGGUACCCCUCUAGUUCAACUUGUCGGAGAUGACCUGUUGAUGAAAGUCGCUCAUCGAACCUUGGGUGCUGCGAUGGCAAUUUCGUCAAAUCUGCAGUGGGAGAAAGUGCAGGUGGAGUGUGCAGAGACAGAUACAAGUUUGAGUGAGAUGCGAGGUGUGUUUUGGGUGCAAAACAAGAGGAAUUCGAACGGCGUUCCGAUUCCGUUUAUGAAUAUAAGCGUGGUUCAUGUGAUUCCAUACAAUCCAGAAGAUACAAAGUGUAGAAGCUUCCGUGUAAUGGCUUGUAUUGCGGGUGUACGUCUUGCAGGUGGAAUGAAUUACAACGAAGCUUUACUCCACCGUUUCGGGAUUCUAGGGCCAGAUGGAGGCCCGGGGGAUGAUCUCUCGAGAAGUUUACAUCAUAUAUCUUCGGGACCUUUGUCAAAACUAUUCAGACCAUCGUCUCCGUUUGCCGAUGACGUAGAGACUCGGUAUGAAGGCGUAGGGAGUAUUAGUAGUAGCAGCAGUAGUAGUUACCUGCAGUUGGAUGAAGUGAAUAUAUCGAUAGAAUUGAAGGACUGGAUAUUUGCGUUGGAAGGCGCGGAAAGGCUGAAGUUGGAAGUGGAGGAUUCCUGCAGCAGAGAAAAGAGAUCCUGGCAUACGUUUUUUGAGAGUUUUGUAGUGAAAGCAAAUGGAAGCAAAAACCAGAAAGUAAAAAAUUCGAUUCAAGGAGAAGCACAUAAAUAUCCUGUUCAAGACGUCAAGGUUGGUAUUGAAGGGUUGAAGACUUUGAAACCUGAGUCACCGACAAAAGGAAGCGCAGAUCAGAGACACAGUGGAGUCGAUAUUAAAAUUGACGUGGUGCCUUGUGAAGACAAGGCUGGGAAUAUUACUUGGGCAGUGGAAACUUUGAAAUUUUCUGCAAAACAACCGAUUGAGGUGGUUGUAAGAAAAGAGGAGCUGCAACAUGUAGCUCAAAUGUGCAAGCUGGAAAUUGAUUCAAUGGGGCGAAUAGCGGCUGGAAUUUUACGAUUGCUUAAGCUUGAUGGACCCGUAGGUCAGGCAACACUGGAUCAACUAAGUCGCCUUGGGAGUGAUGGUUUUGAGGAGAUAUUCUCUCCGCGAAAGGUGAAGACUGAUACUACUACUGAAGCUCCUAGUGGUAGCAUGAACAGGAGUCCAUCUUUCCUUGCACCUGUAGAUGAUAAGGAAAGUUGUUCUUGCUUGGAUCCGACUUUAGCUUCACUUGAGGCAGAAUUGUUGGAGUCACAGUCCAAUUGUGCUGAAUUGAGAUCAUCAGAAUCUUCUUCCAACCCUCACUUACAACAGCUUGCUCGGAAACUAGAGACUAUGCACAGUUUAUUGGCCAGGUUGCGGGAUCAGGUUCAAGUGAUUAAGGAAAGGGAAAGAUGUACAUUCGAGAUGAUUAAUUAUAGAGGCCUAGAAGACGUCCUUUUGUAAUUACCCGUGUUUUCUCACUUAUUAUUUUGUAUGUAUGUUAUUGUUAGCCAAUUUUGAUAGGUAAUUAUUUUGUAAAGCUUCCCUUAAAUGUACUUUUUCGAUUAGAAUGGCAC
Messenger RNA from Lactuca saligna, 3677 nucleotides. The record is from the annotation of a GenBank genome assembly. NCBI's taxonomy places the organism in Eukaryota, Viridiplantae, Streptophyta, Magnoliopsida, Asterales, Asteraceae.